AACAGCUGAAUGGAGCAUGAUGACUAUGACGCAGCGUUAAUGUGUCUGUUUGAAGCUGUUUAGCUGUGCCAUCAUUAGCUUUGCUAGGAACUUAGCCUGGCUGCUAGCUAACAGCAUGAAGAAACACAUUUGGCAUGUUUUUCUGCACAUCCCAGGUCCCGACUCUGAUGAAGGCCACAGCAGAUGAUGAAAACCCAUGUCCUGGCUACCUUUUCCAAGAGAUUGGAAAAAUCUCCCAUGAGUCUUCAGGUUGUGGUCAGUGUUUGUUGGAGUAUCUUCUGGAGAGGCUGCAAGUGGAGUCCUGUCAUGUCAAACUCAAGGUGCUGAAGAUCUUUGUCCAUCUCUGUGGCCACGGCUCCAACCAUUUCCUCACAGAACUCAGAAGGAAUUCCACUUUCAUCCAGCAAGCAUCAGUUUACAGUGGCCCUCCUGAUCCCAUCCAUGGCACAGCAUUGUACCAGAAAGUGAGAAACACAGCACAGGAAGUAGCCCGGCUGCUUUUCACAGACAUGAUUCCCACCAAAAGCGGUGUCUCCCCACUCAAUAUAGCCCCCCCAACAAUGGGUAUGGGCUCAGCUGCUUCCCACAGGUCAGGAAUGCAGGGAUUUGGAUACAAUCCAGGGAGGCAGGGGACAGGAGGCAGUGACACCCUGCUGGAUAAGAUCCAGAAAGCUGCAGAGGUAGUGGCCAGUGCUGUCCUUCCCCCAACUGAGCACCAGGGCAUCCGUCUCCAUGACAACCAUUAUCGGGCCGUAGUGGCGCCCUCUGCGCCCAUAGAGGUGGCCGUGCCAGCUUGUGCCUACAAUCUGCCUGCUCGCAGACCAAAAGUGUCACCACUACCUACAGCAGUGACCCAGAGGUGCCCAGGGCAGGUGGGAGGUGGCUGGGAAGAGACAGACAGCGGAAACAGCUCCUCUCACAACUCUUCUCAGGACAUCGCAGCCAACAGCCGGGCAUCUGUGGGCAGCAAGUCAGCAGGCACCGGCAGCCAAUCAGGGGCCAGUAGAGAAAGCAGUGGGGACCUAUCUGAGCGGGUGGAAGCCUUGCAGUUGGGGGACUGUGGCCAAGAGAUGGCGCUCAUCAGCAGACUGUCUGAAGGCUCCAGAGUUUUCCUGUCCCGAGAGGAGAGCCAGCACUUCAUCAAAGAGUGCUCCAUUCUUAACUGUGAGGUCGUGGUGGAGUUGCUCUCAAGCAGGCUUCAAGAUCCAUCAAACACCAUUAAGAUGCGGGCACUGUGUGCAGUAGCAUGCCUCAUGACCUCUGACCUCCUCUCUCUGGAGCAAAUGUUUGCUGCUACACAGCGAAAGCUUCGUCAGCUAAGUGAAGGGCCACCUGGACCCGUGGCCAACAAAGCCACUAAGAUUUUGCGACAGUUCGAGGCUCUGAUUUGUGGAUCUUUACACGCUACCAGGCAGGAGCAAACUGCAGCCGCAAGCAGCAGCAGCCAUCAGGCACCAUCUAAUCAACUUCCUACAUCUACAUACUCAAACCCUUUACUUCAAACCCACUCUGCUGAUGACAAAAACCUCAAACAUUAUCAGGUAAAGGACCUCCAGCCUGAUAUCUCACCUGCAGAUAUCAAUCACCCAUCUUCCCCUUCUAGUCUGGCCCGCAGCGGCUCCUCAGGGGAGCCGAUGAAUGACGAUGACAAGGGGUCUCUCAUUCAGCAAGAGUUAACGCAAAGCCAGGUAGAACCUGUCAGGACUGCUGAGGUUAAACCAGCGGCUGAAGAUCAAGAGUGUAACACAGACAGGAGCUCUUCCCCUCCCUCUGAGCUGCAGAGUGAGCAGCCCUGUGUGAGCAGAGUGUCCUUGUUCAGUGGUAUGGAGCUGGUGACCAAGGGAAGACCGCUGUGUGACAGGCGUCUCAGUGAGGGAGAGACAUCCCAGACAGAGACUGAUACGGAGAAUGACACUUUAAGGGAGAAUCAAGCUGUGGAUACCUCUGACAGUCCAGUGGACUCGUCUCUCCCUUGCAUCAGUAAAACCAGUGAGGAUGCUUCUUCAAUUUGCAGUCCAGUUGUAUCUGGUAGCAGCCAACCAGUAUCAGCCUUCUCAUUUCUCAACUUUUGACCACAGAGAGACCAACUUUUUACAGCUGGAACUGUUAAACCAAUGAUGUCAAAAAGUAUUUCUUUUCAGAAAUAUAUUUAAUUGUAUGAACGAACAUCAGAUCUGUAAGGUUAUAAUUAAAUAGACAGCUUAUUCACUCACGUUUGGGUUUUCUGUUCUUAUCUGUAUGGUGCCUCCUCGGAAGCUGUACUUUAGCAGCAGCUUGAGUCAGGAGAAAAAAAAUUCUUUUAAGUAUGGAUGGGUGCAAUCCUGCUGUCUGUUUGUGUCUAAUUUCUCACAAGCAUUUCACAAGUAUGGUUGUCUUGAAUUACAGGUUAUUACUGACAGUUGCUUUAUCUCAGGAUUCCUUUUAGGUAAUUGAAACAACUUGUACGCCUCUGCAGCACGCCGUGAACCUCUGAGGGGGAGAAUCCCUCCAUGUGUAAUUUGCACUACAAUUGCUUUUCUUAUGGAUUCAUAAAACUACAAAUGAGAGUUGUCUUCCACUCUUUUUUUUUUUUUUUGGUACUAAGCUAUUACAUUAUGUUAAUGUAAAUGUUGUCUGAGUGUUAGUUUACAAAUUAUUUAUUAUGUCUAGCCUGUAUUGAUUAAAAUACACUAUGCUUAUAAAACACUUGUUUGGGGAACUAAUGGAGGAAAUAAUUAUUGAGAUUAGUGUGUGUGUGUGGAACUGUGUUAGGCUAAAAAUCUGCAAGCAGCAUAAUGCAAAAUAUCUGCAACUUCAUGUCACCAAAUAAAAACCUUCAGUAUCU
This is a messenger RNA of Thunnus maccoyii (southern bluefin tuna), 2824 nucleotides long. RefSeq names its product TEPSIN adaptor related protein complex 4 accessory protein (gene tepsin). Gene Ontology annotation, cellular component: trans-Golgi network membrane. Bases 135 to 2072 code for a protein of 645 amino acids. The transcript has 13 exons. NCBI's taxonomy places the organism in Eukaryota, Metazoa, Chordata, Actinopteri, Scombriformes, Scombridae. The record is from RefSeq and is a predicted model, not a curated record.